Messenger RNA from Chrysemys picta bellii (western painted turtle), 4269 nucleotides. RefSeq names its product protein kinase AMP-activated non-catalytic subunit beta 2 (gene PRKAB2). Gene Ontology annotation, biological process: signal transduction. Gene Ontology annotation, molecular function: protein kinase binding. Gene Ontology annotation, cellular component: cytoplasm; nucleotide-activated protein kinase complex; nucleus. NCBI's taxonomy places the organism in Eukaryota, Metazoa, Chordata, Testudines, Emydidae. The record is from RefSeq and is a predicted model, not a curated record.
UGUACCGUCACGCCCUGCUCUCCCCGCCCUCAUAGAGCCAUAGAGAUGACCCGCCCGCGCAGAUAGAGCGUCCGUUCCAAGAAGCGGGCGGGGGCCCAAGGUUAUCGGCGUAGAGCCGAGCCGCGCUUCCUCCCCGACCAUAGAGGAGUUGGACAGAGCGUCUCCCAGCCAGGCCAUAGAGUGGCUGCCGGCUGUCGCCGGCUCGGGGGCAUCUCGCCAUUUUAGAGGAGAGAGGCGGAGGCCGAGGCCGAGGCCAGGUAGUGGGGGAACUGGGUCCCUGGGGGUGUCUGCGGCGGCCGCGGAGCCUGGGGCCGGGCCGGCGCCCCGUUGGCGUUAGCGGGCGACUGUGAAGCUGCUGUGCCCGGGGUCAGGUGCAGAGCUACCAUGGGAAACACCACCAGUGAUCGAUUGUCUGGGGAACGCCAUGGCUCCAAAUCUCACCGCUCCGAUGGAGCCAGUAGCACCCAUUCCACGAAGGAUCAUCCCCACAAGAUCAUGGUGGGCAGCACUGAUGACCCCAAUGUUUUCAGCACCCUUGACUCCAAGCUUGCUGGGGAGAAGGAGUUUAUGUCAUGGCAGCAUGAUCUGGAAGAGUCAGUAAAGCCUUCACAGCAGGCUCGUCCCACUGUCAUACGCUGGGCUGAUGGAGGCAAGGAGGUCUUCAUCUCUGGGUCUUUCAACAACUGGAGUGCCAAGAUCCCACUCAUCAAAAGCCACAAUGACUUUGUUGCUAUUCUGGACCUGCCCGAGGGCGAGCACCAAUACAAGUUUUUUGUGGAUGGCCAGUGGGUUCAUGACCCUUCCGAGCCUGUGGUCACCAGCCAAAUGGGCACCAUUAACAAUCUGAUUCACGUCAAGAAGUCUGACUUCGAAGUAUUUGAUGCAUUAAAGGUGGAUUCUCUGGAGAGCUCAGAGACUUCAUGUCGAGACCUGUCUAGCUCCCCGCCAGGACUCUAUGGCCAGGAAAUGUAUGUGUAUCGACCGGAGGAGCGCUUCAAAUCUCCACCCAUCCUCCCUCCUCAUCUCCUCCAAGUCAUUCUCAACAAGGACACCAACAUCUCUUGUGACCCAGCUCUUCUACCGGAGCCCAACCAUGUCAUGCUCAACCACCUCUAUGCACUCUCCAUUAAGGGUGUUGUGAUGUGUGGCCCGGAAGUCUACACAGCAAUGAAAUGGAUGCGCAGCCUGAGCUGGCUACAACGGGCCAGCCGCGGGUUUGUCUUUGCUGUGUAAACAUACCCCAGAGCUCCUCUUCAGGUCUGGGAAAGGACGGCGUGAUGGUGCUCAGUGCCACUCACCGCUACAAGAAGAAGUAUGUCACCACUCUGCUGUACAAGCCCAUCUGAUCGUGUGUCUCGCCGCGUAGCGCACACAAGGAAUGCCAUGUUGUCUGCACGCAGUGGGCCACAGGCCUAAGAACAACUGGUGGUUGGCUCUAGCUGAACCUGGCAGGGGUGGAAGGGGAUGAGCCCAGCCCUGUUGGAUGUCUGAGCUAUUCCCUCUGUAUUCUGUUGGUGAGAUUUGAUUUCACCCUUUCGUACCCUACCUCUGUCGGGUCCUCUGGCUUUUCUGAGUUCCCUGGCUUGGUCUACUGCCUGCCAGCUUGGCUCCCCAUGGGGGAGUCACAGCAGGGAAGGAGCUGUCGGAAGCUCUUCCCCAGCCCCUCUGCCUGCCAGUUCCUCCGGCGGUUGCCUGCGGUGGGGCAGAGCCAUGUCACUCUCCCUUUGCACCCCGUGCCAAGGCCCUCUAGAAUGGCCUGCUUCAGGGCAGAGUGCAGGGGUGUGUGUGCACCUGAGCUCUGCAGGCCUGGGCUGGCUUCUUACCUCCCUGCACUUAGCUAAUGGGACUGGAAUGUGCACAUGGCUCCCCUGAGCAGAGACCAGGGUGAGAGAGAGAGAGACACACACACUCUCUCUCCUUCCCCCCCCCCCCGCCUGCAUUGGAGGGUUAGACCCAACCGCCGCCCCACACACACACUGUCCUGCCCACCUCAGGCAUCGCCAUCCCCAACAUUCAGCUCUCGAGCUGUGGGCCUAGGCCCCAGAACGCUGAGCCUUGACUUCUGUGGGGCCAAGAGGUGGGAGUUUCCCAGGUUUAGGCCAUAGCAGAAUGGCUCUGUGUUGCCCUCCCCAGGCCAGUGCAGCAUAGGAACUGCUGCUGUGAUGCAGCAAUUAGCGCCCCUACCCAUCUGAGAGGAAGAGCCUGAGCUGCUGAGAUGUUUGUCACAUGGAGCCUGCCUGCUCUCUCUCCUGCUGACGGCCUGCUUCAGCGCCUGUGGGGGGCAAGGGAAAGGCUCCUGUCACGUCCGUGGCCCUUGCACCAGCUCUCACCAGUCUGGGUAUGUUGUGGGAAGAACUGCAGUGCUAGUGUACCCAGCAGCUGCCAGGGCUGCUCUGUCUGUGCAGGGGGCUCUCACAUGCACUGGGGUUCUUGGCCUGGAAGCUGAUCUCACUGUCAUCCCAACAGUCUCCUGCCCCAUUGCACUGAAGUGGCUGGUUCUGUCUUGGCUAAGAGCUUUCAGGGUCCCAGUGCAGCCUUCUCUCACUCCUCAGUGCAAGGUUCUGCCAUUGCCUCAGGCUGGGCUCCGCAGAGCUCACUGGCUCUGCAGCCCUUCUUUCUGGGGGAGCACUAGUGGCUGAGUACAGCCUCCCUGGAUCACGUGUCCUGAGGAAUGUUUAGUGAGUGCCAUUGUCACAAGCCCUUUGGGCUAAGCCUCUGCCAGGUUCAGCUCUUAGCUGGCGGGUGGGGAGGGGGCAUUGCCAUUGUAUGCAAUUGCACUUUACCAGUCACAAGGAGAGCACUGGCUCCUAGUCCUGCUGGAGUGCCUCCAGGGGCGGGGGUUGCUUUGUGUGAUGGCGAGAUGAACAUGGCUGUGCAUGCUCCGCUGGACCCUGGAAGGGCUGCAGAUGCCCAGAGCUGAGCAGCCAGCUGCCUGGGUGGGAGACCAAGCUGGACAAGCAGCAGCAGCUUCUGCCUAGCCCAGUCAAACCAGGGUGCUCACUGCCCAAGAGGGAAACUUCUGCUUCGAGGUGAAAAGGAGACAGGGCCAAGCCAGUCCUUCUGCGGCGGCUGCCUCUUCCCUGUCAUCUUCCCCUGUUAGCGCGGGGAGGACUUGGCACUCAGGGCUCGCUGACAGGUCAGCCUGGCACUGCUCCAGUGCUGGGAAGGGCAGGCACUGGCUCCAGGCUAUGGAUUUAUUAUUGCUUUCUGUGCUGCAGGGCCUGGCUGGAGCUAUUAGCAUGACACGCACAGCAGAGGCUCCUGCCGUUGUUAGGGCUGCUUCCUCUAGCAUGUACGAGAGAUGCCGGCUGCCUCAGACCAGGCCAAGAGCCAGAGGGUCAGCUUGCUCCCUGGUAACCACCCCUGUGAGCACCUGUCAGCUGCAGGGAGCAGAGGGCCAAGCUGAGGCAAUGCUGCCAAGCAGUAUGGGACUGCUGCCUUAAAGCAGAAAGCCUCCAGUCUGGGUGCUGUGGCCACUUACCUGCCUGCCUGGUGAGUGUGGCUCUGCAGCGAGGCAUUGGGGCUCGGCUAAAGGAAAGGGCUUGGACCAGGACAUGCUGGGCACUAGCUCCCAGUGCCAGCCCCUCAGUCCCCGGUCCUGGAAGCAUGGUGGUGAAGAGGGGCAGGUCUCCUGGUGCUUGGGUCACACACCCAGGAGAGCUCAGCCUACCAUGAGGGGGAAGCAGCUGAGCCCCUUGUCCUGGCCCAGGGCCGUAGCCUAGCAAAGGAAUGCAGUGAGUGGAUCACAGCGUACUGCAUGGUUUGGGGCUGCACUUCAGUUCCCUGCAUGCUGCGCAGGGCUGGUGGAAUCCCCAGCAUUGAGCUGAAGGCAUCCACUGGUCCCUGUCCUGCUCUGCAGAAGCAGCAGGUGCAAAAGCCCCAGGAAGCCCUGCUGGUUCUGCUGUUGGUGCCUGUGCUGUAGCUCACGGCUGCGCUCUCCCACGGGAGCUGCAGCAGAUGCACAGGGCUAGUGAUGCUGUAGGGGGUGAGGUUAGCCUCAGCCAGCCCUUUCUACUAACAGCCCGCACAGCUGUUUACUGCUGAACACAAUGGCUGUGGUGAGGGGGUUCUUGGACCUGGGGGCUCUCACGUGCCCUGGGUCAGCACUGAGGCAAGGGCAGCUCCUUGCUGCUGGUCCUGGGAUGGGGGUAGAGGCCUGGAUUUGGGGUAGGAGGGGCACUACAGGUGCCAGGGUCCCUUGCUGAUUUGAUGUAAAGCCAGGCUAAGGCUUUGGCCCAAGCAAUGUGACUAAUAAAGUUUGUUACAGAG